Molecule: messenger RNA, 4812 nt
Organism: Phytophthora sojae
Lineage: Eukaryota; Oomycota; Peronosporomycetes; Peronosporales; Peronosporaceae
Exons: 1
Coding region: 1-4758 (1585 amino acids)
Biological process (GO): RNA polymerase II preinitiation complex assembly; transcription by RNA polymerase II
Cellular component (GO): transcription factor TFIID complex
Molecular function (GO): RNA polymerase II general transcription initiation factor binding; histone acetyltransferase activity; RNA polymerase II general transcription initiation factor activity
Source: RefSeq, a predicted model, not a curated record
AUGGCGCCCACACAGCAAGUGGACGGAGUGAUGGUCGCCUCCAGUCCCAUGGAGACGGCGCUGUGCAGCCCCACGGGCGCCGCCGCCCCCUCCGCCCCGGCCGGGAGGGAAGCUUCCUUCCCGGCGAAGCCGCUGACGCCCGCCGCGUCGCCGACGGACGCGUCUUCGCCCGGAAAGAAGCCGACGAGUCCUCGCUCCGAGCCCGUCAACUUCGCCGCGCUGUACCAGCGCUCCUCGCGCGACUCGGAGCUCGUGGCGACGCUGCGCGCGCUGGAGAAGGAGCUGGAGGACGUCACGAUCGAGCACAAGGCGCAGCAGCAGACGCAGGCGGACGCAGCGGCGCGGUUCGCGCCGGACCAACUGCAGCAGCUGCUGACGACGCAGGAGGCCGUCGGCGCCGAGAACGCGGCGGGCAAGGAGCAGACGAUGCAGUCGCACCCUCCCCGGGCUGCGGAGGCCAAGGGGAAGCCCAUGAGACGCUUCGUGGCGUGGUCCGCCACGCCGUUCGUCACAAUGGCGGCCACGGGUGGCAGGCCCAGCGCACUCACGGACUCGGAGGAGGAGGGCGACGCGCAGUACCACAAGGUGCAGCAGCUACCCUGGGAGGAGAACAUCAUUUGGGGCAUCGACUUUGCGGCUGCGGCCAAGGGUGGGAAGACGGAGGAGGAGGACGAGGGAGUGGAAGUCGAGGACUCGGUGGGUGCAGUGACUGUGGUGAAGGAGACCAAGAGCAAGGCGGCGAGUAAGGCUGGUGGUUGGGCGAAGCCUGCUGAAAAGAAGAGUGAGGAGAGUUCGGGGACGAGUGUUCAGUCGUACAAGGAGCUGCGUGCUGCUAGAGCGGGUCAGGAGACUGAGAAUUCGUCGUUGGCGACGGCGGGUUUUAGUGGUGGCUUUGAUAUGACCAAGCCACGGAAUUACCGCUGGGAGCUGGAGGAUAACGCGAAGGAGAAGAAACGUGGAGAGGAGACUGCCAAUGGAUCGGGGAAUGCGGAGAAGGGAGAGAAGGAGACGCUGCCGUGUCCACUGAACAAGGAGUUGCAGGAUGACUCGUGGGUGGCGGCGAUUGGCUGGAAGUCUACACAGGAUAUGGCGGAGAGCAAACUGGUGCUGGAUGACAACGAUGCGUCGCUCAUUUACUCGGUUCCUGAGAUGGAGGACGUACGUCCUACGCUUCGCAUUCCGGAACGCAAGUUGGGAGCGGCUGAGCAGCGCCUGGCGCAGCUUGACAAACAGCGUAUCGAGAAGAAACAGCGUAUUGAUGAGGUCAUGGGUAACCUUGAGUUUGGUGAGGAGACGGCUGAAGGUCGAUUGGGCACGGAAGGCAGCGGUAAGAAGUCGAAGGACACGCGUGUGGUGAAGAACAUUGGCUACGUACACCACUCUCUGCCCGCCAUGAAGCUCUCGCUCACAAAGCCUGAACUUCCUAAGGCAAAACUCCGAGACUUUCACCGACCACGCGGCAAGUUCAAAAUCAAUGAGCGGCUGCAAUUCUUGCCGCCGCCCCCAGGUGCCGCCAAGUUGGCACCGCAGGAGGAAAGCGCCAUGGUUACUCAGAUCAAGAAGAGUUCCGACUUGAAUCCCACCGCUGGUGGUAAGCUGAUUCUCAUCGAGUACACAGAGCAGCACCCGCCCAUGCUGUCAAACCCUGGUAUGGCGGCCCGUAUCCUUCACUACUGGCGGCCACCGGAGGAUACAUCUGCAGGAUUGGGCAUACUGGGUAAGAAGAAAGCUCGCAAGACGCGCCCAAAGCCACCUGACAUGAAAAUGGGGCAGGUCAUUACGCUCGGUGACCACGAUGAGUCUCCGUUUGUCGGUGAUAUUCCUCCGGGGCGAGUGGUAACAUCACUCAACUCGAAGCUGUACAAGGUGCCGAUUUUCCCUCACAAGCCAACGGUUCCGUUUGCUGCAAGUCCAGAUUCACGUGAACGCAACAACUCGGAUAUUUUCCUUUUGUGUCGGUCUGUGACGAAGGGGAAGAAGGGCGCAGCUGGUGAUAAGUCGGGCGGGCUUGGAACCCCAAAGACAACGGUGUUCAUCAUGGAGCUGCCUGAAGUUUUCGUGGCAGGGCAAAUCGAACCUCAAAUCGAGGUGCCAGCACCGAAUUCUCGCAGUGCCAACGAGUUUAUUCGCCCAUACAUGUCGUUCCACAUCCUACGGCUAUUCAAGAAAGCUAGCGAUGGCGAGCGAUUGAAGAUUGAGGAUAUUGCGCGUGCAUUCCCGAAUCAGUCAGGCACUGCUAUCCGAAAACGCAUGAAGGAGGUGGCUACUUUUGAGCGCGGUGGUAAUGACUCGGGCUGGUGGAAAAAGAAACCUGCAUCGCAAUUGCAGAGCGAGGAAGAAAUCAGGGCCAGUAUUCCUCCUGAGAGUGUGUGCCUCUACGAAAGUAUGAUGUCUGGCCACAGACGACUACUGGAUAUUGGACUGACCAAGUUGUUUACACCUUCUGGUGUGAAUGGGGCCAUCAAUCACUUGAUUCGACGCCUUGAGCUGCGCAAAAAUACGUUGUCCACGCGUCUUGUGCCAGCCAACCUUGAGCGACGUGCCCGAGAGAGGGCCCAGGCUGAUCUUUGGAAGAAGGACCCUGUGGUGCGCAAGCUCGAGACUGAUAUUCAAGUUGCUCGUUACAUCAAUGAGCAGCUGCAGCUCACGCCUUGGAAUUUGACAAACAACUACGUCGAAUGCCACCUUCAGGGCAAAGGAUCUGGUAUGUUGCAGCUCGGUGGUAUUGGUGACCCAACUGGUCGUGGUGAAGGUUUCAGCUUCGUGCGCGUACCGCAGUCCCGUGCCAAGAAGAAAGACGGAGAGGAUGACGUGGCGCCGACUGCUGAGAGCAAGAUAAGCGCUGAAACUGCAGCUGUGCAGAAGGCAGUGGCAGCGGUCACUGGUACGACUGCCGAUUUGCGUAAGCUGAAAAUGAAGGAAGCUGGUGAUGUGCUGCGAAACCUGGGUUUGGCCGACGCAGAUAUCAAGAAACUGCGCCGUUGGGAUCGAAUUCACAUGGUGCGUGAGCUCAGUAGUCGUGCAACAGCCCACGGUGUGGCCGGUAGUUUGAGCAAGUUCGCCCGUGGCGCGCGCAAGUCGCUUUCAGCACAGCAACAAGAGUAUCGCAAGAAGUGUGAUGUGAUCUAUGAGCGCCAAAUGGACGUUCUGAGCUCGACCAAAACUACGUUUUCGUCGGAUGAGGAGUCGGAUGGUGACGAUGAACUCGAUGAGCUGGGUGCCGAUGUCGAAGCCGAUAUCCUGGGAGGCACAGAUACUAAACGCGGUCCGAAGAAUCUGUUCCGUAGUGGCGGUGGAGGUCUUAACCGCUCGAAGGAAGUCCUUGCUGAGCGCGAAGAUGCUGUCGAGCUCCGUCGUCUUAUGGAGGAGAUGAAUGAGGAUCAAGGAUCCGGUGCCAACCCGUCAAGUGCUGUACGACGUCCUGAUGUCGAUACGAAUCGGCUGCGUAACCAAUUGCGCGCAAGUGGAAUUCGAGAAGGUGGCACUGGAGCUAGUGGGAUUUCCUCCGUGUCGGGCUUUGGAGCACGCUCGAACAUGAUGUCUCGCGGUGGGUCGGCAGUGUCAUCUGCUUUAGCUACGCCCACUGGCCAGCUUUCGCGGGUGUCUUCACCGACUCACGGCAGUCGCACACCGGUCCCGUCAGAGCCUCCCAGCGCCUCUAAGAAGAUUCCGGGGCGAAAGGUGCUGAAGCGUGUUGUGCGAACCAUUGAAGAGGAUGGCAGUGAGACCGUCCGCAUUCAAUUUAUCGUGGAUGACAAGCAGGUGGCUCGCUUCCGUGCGAUGCAGCAGCGCAAGGAGCGCCAACAAAAGGCGGAUGAACGCAACCAGCUGCGGAAGCGCAAACGCAUGCUUGCUUUGGAGGACGACUCUACUAACCAGAGUUUGCUUGACAAAGCUAAGCGGCGAAAACAGUUGCAAGAGGAACUGAAGCAGCUCCAGAAGACCGAGGCCCAGAACAAAGGCUACCAAGAAAUGCUGAAGAAGGGCGAGUCUGGUGAAGUUGCGGAUGGUGCCGAUGGCGACGACGCGGGUGGCAAGGGCGUCAUUCGCUGCACGCAGUGUCUGCAGGUUGGUCACAUGCGCACCAACCGCAGUUGUCCGCUAUACAUGGCGGACGACUCCCGCACGAAGAAAUCGGGCGCGCUGUCGGAGAAACAGGCAAACGCGAUGCUUGCGGAACCGUUGAAGCUGAAGGUGAAGAAGUCCCCGGCGGUGAUCAGCAGCGGAGAUUCCAGUACCAAAAUCACUGUCAACCUGUCCGAGCUGCGUGAAGGCGCUCGCAAGCAUCAGCAUGAGAAGAAGCGCAAACGUGAGCUGGAGGUGCGCGAGCAGGCGGAGCUCUACAAGCGGCCGUACGCGAAGGGUGCGAUCAAGCAGAGUCGCUCGCGGAUGCCCGUGGAGCACCUCAACAACGCGCUGGAGGUGGUGGUUCAGCGGCUGCUCGAGAUGCCCGAGAGUGAGCUCUUCCGCGUGCCGGUGGACGCCACCACUGUCCCGAACUACUACCUCAUCGUGAAGCAGCCGAUGGACCUGAGCACGAUUCGUCGCAAGAUCGAGGCCAAGGAGUACGACUCGAUGCGCGAGUUCGUCAAGGACCUGGAGCUGAUCGUGAACAACUCGCGCAUUUUCAACGGCGACCCGGCCAAGUCCGUGAUCACGGCCAACGCGCAAAAGGUGCUGCGCCGCGCCCAAGACGAGAUGGCGGCGCUCAGCGCUGAAGGUGGCAUGACCCCCACCACGCCGACCAUCACGCAGUAAAAAAAGCGAUCGGCAUUUAUUCCAGCUCACCGAGGCACCAACGCACAACAACCC